AGCGCUAACCAGUACAAGAAGACGCUUCCUAGCGGCUUGGGGGAGAAAAGAUAAACCGUCUAGAGAAAAUCAUUACGAGAAGCACCGAAGCGCCACCACGGAUUUCUUGUGGGAUAAACGCACAGGCCUCGCUGCUAAAACGAUGCCUCACACGAGACGCUACUCGUCCUCGGAGCGAGACAGUCGAAGCAGCUACCAGGAUCGUUUUAAAGACAGAGGUCGGAGACCGAGGCACCGGAGAUCGCCUUCGUUUUCCUCCAGCAGUGACAGAGACCGAAACAGAGAACGAGAUCGAAGGGGAAGGGGAAACAGACAAGAGGGAAGCUAUGCACGUUCAAGGAGUCGCAGCUUUGACAACCGGUCAGCAGAGCGGAGGCCCUUUGACAGAAGAUACUGCGAUGGAUACCGACGCCUGGACCACAGUCGGGAGAGAGACCGCGACCGGGAACGAGAGCCCCAAGCCGCGGCCGACCCUUACUAUCCACGGGACUUCACGGCCACCAUGUACGACUACCGGCGAGGCCGCGAGAGGGAGCGCGAAGAGUCGUACCGGCGGAAAGGCAGCAGGCGUAAGCACAAACGAAGGCGGCGUAGAACCAGGUCCUAUAGCCCAUCCUCCUCGCAGCGGAGCGGCAGCCGGACGCGGGCACUGAGUGUGAGGGACGACGAGGAAGGGCACCUGAUCUGUCGGAGUGGGGACGUCCUGCAAGAGAGAUACGAGAUCGUCAGCACCCUUGGGGAGGGCACCUUCGGGAGGGUGAUGCAGUGCAUUGACCAUCGAAGGGGCGGAACCCAUGUCGCACUGAAGAUCAUCAAGAAUGUGGAGAAGUACAAGGAAGCGGCUCGGCUGGAGAUCAAUGUGCUGGAGCGGAUCAACGAGAAGGAUCCGGAAAACAAGCACCUAUGCAUCCAGAUGUUCGACUGGUUCGACUACCAUGGCCACAUGUGCAUCUCCUUUGAGCUGCUCGCGCUGAGCACCUUCGACUUCCUGAAGGAGAACAACUACCUCCCGUACUCCAUCGGCCAGGUCCGCCACAUGGCCUACCAGCUCUGCCUCGCCGUCAAGUUCCUGCACGACACCAAACUGACGCACACGGACCUGAAGCCCGAGAACAUCCUGUUUGUCAACUCUGAAUUCAGCAUGUCCUACAAUGUAGAGAAGAAGCGAGACGAGCGUGCGGUGAAGAGCACGGCGGUGCGGGUGGUGGACUUUGGCAGCGCCACCUUUGACCACGAGCACCACAGCACCAUCGUCUCCACGCGCCACUACCGAGCCCCGGAGGUCAUACUGGAGCUCGGGUGGUGCCAGCCGUGUGACGUGUGGAGCAUCGGCUGCAUCCUGUUUGAGUACUACCUGGGCUUCACCUUGUUCCAGACACACGACAACAGAGAGCACCUGGCCAUGAUGGAGAGGAUCCUGGGACCCGUGCCCUCCAGGAUGAUCCGCAAGACGCGGAAGCAGAAGUACUUCUACCGGGGCAGACUGGACUGGGAUGAGAGCUCGUCUGCUGGGAAGUACGUCAGGGAGAACUGCAAGCCCCUGCGGCGCUACCUGCUGUCGGAGGCGGAGGAGCACCACCAGCUCUUCGACCUCAUCGAGAGCAUGCUGGAGUACGAGCCGGGCAAGCGGCUGACGCUGGGGGACUCCCUCAAGCACCCCUUCUUCGAGGGCGGCGGCGGCGGGGCCGACCCGUCCGCCGGCAAGAACUGGGAGGGCAACCGCGACAUCAGCCGGUGAUGCCCGUGGACGCCUGAUGGACACGCACACAGACGGACAGACGAGGACAUGGAGGUCGUGGGGAUCCUCUUUUGGUUUUGGUGUUUGGACGCGAGUGUGUUUUUGGACUGCACUCGAGCCCCUCCUUCUCCCUCGCCCCUCCCUUCCCUGCGGGGGGUACCGCGGGGCCCCUGAGGGGUCUUAGAGGAGAGCCAAAGAAGAAUCUUGUCCCGCUUUACGUUCCCCAAACAGAUCCUGCUCCAAGAUGCCCUGCGAUUGUUUUUAAAACCCAAACUGUUGCCCUCUCUGCCCAUCACACACACACACACACACACACACACACACACACACACACACACACACACACACACACACACACACACACACACACACACACACACACACACACACACACACACACACACACACACACACACACACACACACACAGUUAUUUUUUUCUCCUGCCUUCGUUCAUCAGCUUUACUCCACCUUUGGCCCCUUUCUAUCCCUGUGGUCGGCAUGUCAGGUGAAAAACGGCCCUUUCAAAGAAGAGGAGUUAUUGUUACUCGUAUUUAAAUCAAAAGGUGAUGUUUUGGGGUUCAACCUGUCUUCCAAUUCUGGUAUAUAGGGGGAUUUUUUUUUUUUUUUUUUUUUUCUCGAGCAAGGACGUCUAAAUGAGUCCUCAACACAGUUUAAGGAGACUGGAUGUCAUCCCCAUGGUACGCAGGGUCUUCCACUAUGCUGGCCGUACAUUGACUGGGUGGGGUUAAAGGCACAGCGGUCAGAGCAAAGCUAGUAAAAAGUCAAUUGAAAUAAACAACACAUUUCUAUUGGAUGGAUGACUCCAACAAGGUAUUACAUAAUGAGCCGUAACUGUGUCCUGCCUGGAACGAUGAGUAUUGUAUAAUAGGACUGUCCCUUUCAAUGGUGGUGUUUUUAUAUUUCCCUCUUCGAUCACUGUCCUCUGGGUUUGUAAGCGACGCGUUGAACACUCCAGAACAGCAGGCCUCUGUAGCUGAUCUUUUGAAGGGAUUUAACUUGUUUCUGUUACAGUAUGCAAUUUUUUUCAUUUGUUUUUUUUUUAUGUGUGGGAUGAUGUGUAUGAUUGUGUUGAUGGUUGGGCGGGGGGGGGGGGGGCUUUGGGGUUAAGGGUCAUUAGCUUUCCCCCCGGAACACACAAACAUCAGUCGUACAGCUGUGAAAUGCACGCCACAUCACACAAAAUGUUAACCCCCUCCUACCCCCCUUGAUUGACUAUAGGCCAUGAACUCUGCUCUUUGCAUUGAGAUUAAGCACAGCUCUUACUGGUAACCAUGGGCAACACACUAACCCGUUAUGUUAUAUUUAUGAUGGAAUUAGCGGGCCAUGACCUCCUUGUCACCCUGUAUGACCCCCCCCCCCCCUUCCGCUCUUAAAAACCUGUACAUUACUCUUUUUGUAUGAAAUGUAAGCGUAUUAAAAAGUGUAUAUAUGUAUGAUUGUGUAGAAUUACAGUAAAGUUCUGGCCAAAGGCUUAAA
Molecule: messenger RNA, 3238 nt
Organism: Gadus morhua (Atlantic cod)
Lineage: Eukaryota; Metazoa; Chordata; Actinopteri; Gadiformes; Gadidae
Gene: clk2a
Product: CDC-like kinase 2a
Exons: 13
Coding region: 143-1738 (531 amino acids)
Biological process (GO): peptidyl-tyrosine phosphorylation; regulation of RNA splicing
Cellular component (GO): nucleus
Molecular function (GO): ATP binding; protein serine/threonine kinase activity; protein tyrosine kinase activity
Source: RefSeq, a predicted model, not a curated record